Brassicogethes aeneus is the source of this 1221-nucleotide messenger RNA. NCBI's taxonomy places the organism in Eukaryota, Metazoa, Arthropoda, Insecta, Coleoptera, Nitidulidae. The record is from the annotation of a GenBank genome assembly.
UUCAUAACCUUACUUUUAAACGUCAAAUCACUUCAACAAACUUUUUUAAAUCCAACUUUUAAACAAUUUAAAAUGGAAAAAUAUAUUCAGGGUGAAUGUAUGACCAUGUGUCCUGAUGAGGAAAUAAAAAUGAGGGAGACCCAAAAAUUGCUACACAUAUUAGAAAUUGCCCCAGGUACCGAACAUUAUAGACUUCCCAGAGCUGACAAAAAUAAAAUGGUGAAAGAAUUUGGCAGAUCUGCAGCUGGUAAAACACACAACCCCAAGAGUAUUCGUCCGCCCAGUGUUUUACUCAAAACGGUACAUUUCUUGAUGACAGAGGUGGCAACAAACACAACUAUUCCCUGGAAUGUGAUAUACGAUUAUAUAGCAGAUAGACUGCGAUCAAUAAGGCAAGACAUGAUAAUUCAGAAUACCAAUCUUGCACAUACAAUAACUAUUCUACAACCAAUUGUGAGAUUUUACGCGUUUUCAGCAUAUACACUAUAUGGCUGUAACAGAAGUAUAUUUGAUGAUUUUUUAAAUAACAAACAUUUACUGGAAUGUUUAAAACGGUUACUUAAUAAUUAUGAUGACUUUGAUAUUCUAAUUAAAACAAAACAAACAGAAUUUGAGGAAUAUUUAUUAGAAAAUAGACCUCAAUUUGAAGCUAUGUAUAUUAUUUUUAAUAUUGGAGAGGAAGCAGCUAUUUUAAGGGGCAUAAACUUGGACCAAAAAUGGAGAACAAGUGAAGUUGAAAGUGCAAUAAAAUUGUCAAUAUUAUUUUCAAAUGGAAACUAUGUUAAAUACUGUAGGCUUAUUACACAUUUUCCCCCAAUUUUGGCUGCUUUAGCUUCCCUACAUUUACCAAAAAUGAGAAGAUGGGGUUUUAAAGUAAUGAGUAAUGCUUACAACAGUAAAACUCUAACAUAUCCUGUCAAAAAAUUUAAAACUAUCUUCCUAUAUAAUUCUGAUGAAGAAGUUGAACAGAAUUGUGGCCAUUUUGGGUUUCCUGUGGGAGUGAAUGGAAUAAGUCUGCAAAAACAGUAUUUUAAAGAAAAUACAGAGAAUGAGACUGAAAAGGAUAACAAAAAUAAACCCAUGUAUGAGGUGCCUUUUGUUAAACCAGAAUUUAUUGAGGAAAAAGUGUUUGAUACUUGUUUAAGUGAUCUUCUUUUGUACAGUUAGGUAAUUAACUUAUUUUUUAUCCCGAAUUUUUACAAAUAUACUUUUUUUGCCAUG